AUGGAGUUAAACUUAUUUUCGAAAAAGAAAAUUCAAGGUUUAUUACUUUUGACUCUGAUAUAUUCUUUGUCAAAAACCGAAGCUGGCUCUCAAUUUAGAUCAUGUUCAUAUUCUCCCGAUUUUUACAAAGUGCUCGUUUCUUUUACCACCAAUAUUACUGAUAAGCAAAAAUUUUGUUGUACUGGUUCUCAAUGUGCUAAUUUGUCUCCCACAUGUCCCUUAUGGGGAGGAAAUAUUCGAGGGCAAUGUGAAACGGUUGGUGAAUCGAAAUUUUGCGUUACUUCUCUUGUAAGUACAGCACGUCAUCCAGGGGAAUUAUGCGGAGGAAUUGUAAACGAUGUUGUUUCUACCAAUGCUACCGUGGGGAACUGUCCCAGCUGCGAAGCAGUUGGAAGUACUUUAAUGAAGGCUCAAAAUUUUCCUCCAGAUUUUAGUUGGUUAUGUUGUGAUGAAUAUGCUUGUACAGAACCGAUAAAUGUCACAGUAGAUGCUACGUCUCAUGCUGCUAAAACUAAUUGUGAUAAUGGUCAAUAUAGCAUGAUGUGUUUUUUAGAUAAUGGGAGUUGGAGUUGUACUGGAAGCAUUACCCCUGAUAUCAAUGAUAUUACUGAACCGAUUGGAGAUUGCGCAAUGCAAGUAGUUUGUCCUGGCAUGUGA
Diversispora eburnea is the source of this 657-nucleotide messenger RNA. The record is from the annotation of a GenBank genome assembly. Lineage: Eukaryota; Fungi; Glomeromycota; Glomeromycetes; Diversisporales; Diversisporaceae.